GAAAUCAUUUCAGUGUUUGUGUUUGCUUUGGAGCUUUUUUAUUUAUACUUGCCUUAUUUCAUACAAAUUAGAUUAUCAAUUGUUUUAACAGCUGUUUUAAUUUAUCAAAAUCAAAUUGUACAGUCGCCAUACAACGUAAUCAAUCGAUUACCUAACCAAUACGAUGUUGAUAUUCGGUAACGCAACUUCGAUUCAAAAUGAUCGCAAUCAAUCGCACUUAUUUUUUAAAUUCCAUAAAAAUUAGUUCCAACUCCAGAAAUUCGAAAUUGAACUCGCAAGGAAAUCGAUAAAGUCGUCUCAGCAAAAUGACUCGCUCGAUAGCAUGUGUGCAAAUACGAAACUUCCACCUGGGAUACCGGGAGAGUCCGAAUUCGUCGGCCAAUUUCAAGUCUCGUAAGUCGUCGUACGCCCCAGAUAACAAGAUUUCAAGCAAUCGGAUAUCCAGUCACCUAGAAAGUAGUGUCUUGGGAAGCGCAGUAAAGCAUCUCCACAGUCAAUACUACGGUCACCUCCAGAUCGAGCAUUUCAAGAAUAAAUCCACUCAGACCGACUACCGCGAAAGCGAAUGUCAGACCCUACCAUGGGAACCGCAGUACCGAGUCCCAGAAGGACAGGAUCCGGAGGUGCUUACGCUGGCCCAUUUCACUUGGGGCAACGGAUUGCCAGCUGGAGUUCACGAGAUCGACAUCAUCAACCGUAUGAGAAAGAAGAGAGCCUGGGAGGAGGUGCUACCUCCGAUGGACACUUCAGCCAAUAUUAAAGCACGAUCUGCUCUCAUAACUGCACUAGAGGCCGAUGAGUGGGCUUUUCGAGAAGCUGAAAUACAAUUUAUAAUGGAUCUGAGAAUGAACUUGGAGGAACAACUUAUGCAGUCCAAAGAGGACGAGAAGAAGAAGAGAGCUGAGAGAAGGUUCAAACAGUUGGACGAGAGACUCGGCAAACGCAAACAGAGAGAAUUAGAGUGUAUCAGAAAUAAAUUUUCACGGGAAUUGCGCAAACUUGCGAACAAGCACAAGACCGUCAGAUCUAAGCACGAGAAGCGCAAUAUCGUUAAAUUUCAUGCUACUCGAGAACUGGAGUUCAAUAAUCUCAAACCGCGGUGUGAGUGCUCUCAGAUUCUACAAAAUAAUUUCGGCGAUGAGGAAAUCGCUUUAAAUGAUUCCGCGAACGUCGAGGCACUGCCUAAUUGGCUGUUGUCGACGAGGAAACCCCGCUACAGCGCAGCCAAGUCCCAGAUGCGAAUCUGCUCGCGAAGGCACAAGAGAAACGAGAUGAAAUUACUCGAACUGUGCCAGAACGUCGAAUCCAUCAAAGCCAAUAUCGAGCUGACGGAGAACUGUAGUCUAUUCAAGCGUAAGGAGAAAAUCCCGUCGCUCCCGCCUACGCCUCGUAGAUCACCGGAUAGCGACGGCUUGCUCAAGGAUGAUGUAGAGCAGUCGUGCAAUUUGCUACAGCGAAUCGUCGAGGGCAGAGCAGCGCAGUGCGAGAUUUUGGAAGGAAGGAAUCGCUACCGAGAAUUAAUCGAAGAAUUGCAAGUGGCGCGAGCGCUCGAAGAGCACUCGAACGAUUUGAAUGAAACAUCGCGCAUUAAACUUUUGGAGCAAGACGAGGAGCGGAAAAUCCUACAAGAGCAGAGAGUAACCGAGAUAAUGGAAGCUCUAGAGGGAAAAACUAUUUCGGUUGUGCUGUCUUUCUUGACAGACGAAUUGACGAGGCUACAAAGCGAGAAAAAAGCUCACGCGCUGUUGUUACUGGCCGAACGAGAGCGAGUCAAGAGGGAAAUUGCUGAAGCCAGUAGAGAACAGCUUGAGCUGAAUCAACGUCAGGAGCUGGAUGAAAUUUUCCGUCACAUUCUAAAAGUCAAUCAGGAAUCUGUGGAGACGUAUUUAGAAGACAUCGUCAGAGAAGGUAUCGAGUGGCUCUCGGAAUCGGAAGCCAAGAAAUACGUAGUCGAUCUGGCCGACAAAACAGAUGCCAUGACGAAACGUUUGGCGGCCAACUCCGACAAGAUAGAGGCCGAGGGUCUGGUGGCGGAUAUGGUCUGUAACUUGGUUUUGCCCGAAGUAGACAGGGAACUAUCGAGAAAGAGAUUGCACGAGAGGCAGACGAGUCACUUGUACGCCGCGCACGAGUCCAUCUAUCACGAGAUUUUGAACAUACCGGACGAGGAUCUGUUAUCCGAGCAAACUCUUCAAUCGGAUCGCUCGAACUCUAUUGAGGAAAAGCUCACGUCUUACGAAUCAGCGGAGGACGGGGAAAACAGCGAGAUCAAAAUAGCUUGCGAAAUUAACUGCGAGUCUCGCAAUGUUGAAAGGCCUUAUGGAUCUAUUAUCGAGCUUAUUUUGAACUAUGCUACAGUAACUAAUGAGGAAUUCAAGUCAGACAUUUGCAUGAUCUUGGAACAAAUAUUCUCGAGUACUGGGAAGAAUUACUACUAAUGUGUAACUGAGUAGCAAGUUUAUUGUGAUGUAAAUAAUAUUAUUUUUACUUAAAUACACAAUGAUGUUUUACACAGGAAUCUUUUCGCAAUGAUUAACCGGAAAUUGAACUCGUUUCUAAGAUUACAAUGAGUCUAUCAAUUGUAGCUGUCAAGUUUUUUGAAUUAUCAUUAAAAAUGCCGUAGAUGAUUCAUGGUUGUUGAUACAUUAAAUGACGAUGUCUUGUUUUAAAAGAACAACUUAUGGUGUGAAU
Messenger RNA from Nasonia vitripennis (jewel wasp), 2691 nucleotides. RefSeq names its product cilia- and flagella-associated protein 91. The record is from RefSeq and is a predicted model, not a curated record. NCBI's taxonomy places the organism in Eukaryota, Metazoa, Arthropoda, Insecta, Hymenoptera, Pteromalidae. The coding region runs from base 306 to 2438 and encodes 710 amino acids. The transcript is spliced from 10 exons.